AUGCUUCUCAGCCUCAUCCUCGCCCUGUCGAGUGUCUCGCUCUCAGCGGCCAAAUCCGCAGCAAACUUCAAUGCAUCAACUUCAACCCUCUCCUCCCUGGGCUGCGAUGCUGCCUGCCAGCGAGCCUUUAACGCGGGACGAAAGGAGGACAUUGAGAUGUUCGGAACAGACUUUGACUUCGACUUCUAUGCCACAGCUCGCAACUUCUCCUCCUCGAAGCCGGGCGACCUCCUCAAGUUCGAACCUCUGAACGGUUCGUCCCUAAAUGUGAUUUAUGGGCUUGCCGCCUAUCGAUACCAGUAUACCUCCGUCAGCCUGAAUGGGACGGUGGUGCCUGCUACUGGGUUUAUUGCGUUUCCAUACACUUCGUCUCGCCAGGAUGGGAAAUAUCCUGUUAUUGCCUAUGCCCACGGCAGCAUUGGCAUUUUCGCGGGCUGUCCGCCGUCCACGACUGCUAAACUAUACGACUAUAAUACCUGGAGUAUCCUUGCUCAGAACGGGUAUGCCAUUGUUGCCCCUGACUAUGCCGGUCUUGGGAACGACUAUAUCCAGCACGAAUACUCUAGCUUCCCGGCUCAUGCCAACGAUCUCUACUACGGCAUGGUUGCUGCUCGCAAAGUAUUCCCGAGCACCUUCACCGACGAGUGGGCAAGUGUUGGCCACUCCCAGGGAGGAGGAGCUGUCUGGAAGCUCUCUGAAAGCCCUCUCCACAAGUCUGGAGCAGCCGGUAACUACGUGGGAACCGUCGCCGUGGCACCGGGCUCGAGACUCUAUGACUUGAUCCUUCUUACAGCCGAGAAGAUAUUCCCCCGGUCCGACUACAACACUUACUACAUCACGUAUAUAUUCCUAUGGCUGUCGACUACCCUUCGACGCGCGAUUCCCUCAGCGGAUAUGUCAGUCUUCUCGCAAAAGCUCUUGCAACGAGCCCACAUCGCAGACCUCACACAAUCCUGUAACGACGGCGCCCUGGCGCUGGGCCUCGGCCUCUCUCCAAAGGAAAUAAUCACCAGCACAGCCGCGCUCAGGAACAGCACCGAUUUCGCCAAGUGGCAGAAGAUGAACGCCCCAGCCCUGGGUGCCAAAGCAGAGUCACCUCUUUUGAUUGUUCAGGGGCUGGCGGAUACCACGAUUUUGCCUGAGAUUACAGUCGCCGCGUACAAUGACACCUGUGGAUUCGGGAAUGAGGCGCACUUGAAUUUGUAUCCGGGCAUCGAUCACGGCGAUGUGGUCACGGCUAGUUCCCCUGACUGGCUGCGUUUUCUGCGUGAGCGGUUCGAGGGGAAGAGGACCGGUGGUGAAUGCAAGAAGACGGUUUCUGGCCCGUUUGAUGCUGCUCAUAUGGCUGCGCUGAAUCAGUCGACUAUAAUACUAGAUCUCUGA
Aspergillus puulaauensis is the source of this 1383-nucleotide messenger RNA. Its product is annotated as alpha/beta hydrolase family protein. The transcript has a single exon. Bases 1 to 1383 code for a protein of 460 amino acids. The record is from RefSeq and is a predicted model, not a curated record. Gene Ontology annotation, biological process: lipid catabolic process. Gene Ontology annotation, molecular function: triacylglycerol lipase activity. NCBI's taxonomy places the organism in Eukaryota, Fungi, Ascomycota, Eurotiomycetes, Eurotiales, Aspergillaceae.